AUGACUUCAACCAACCUAAAUCCAGACUACACCAUCCCAGACCCCCCGCUUACAGGUGAAGGCGAGGCACAAUGCGCCAAGUUGCGAGAAAACCUCAUCGCAACCUUCUCCCAAGAUGUAGAGAAACCCGAUGAUAUCGCUAUCGUCGUGAGUCCCAUGCGUCGUACUUUGCAGACAGCCAUGCUGUCUCUUGACUGGCUUGUCGAGCAAGGUGUGAAAAUCGAAGGCAAUGCAGACUGGCAAGAAAACUCGGAUAAACCUUGUGAUACAGGAAGUCAAGUAUCUUCCGUCGCAAAAGACUUUCCCCAAGUCAACGUCUCCACUGUCGACGCCGUCUGGCCGGACAAGAGAUCUCCUGCUGGUCGGCGGUACGCUUAUACCAAGAAGUCCAUCCUCGCCCGUGGAAAACGUGCUUUAGAGGAUCUCCAUAAGCGACCCGAGAAGCUCAUAUUCGUGGUAUCCCACUCUGGGUUUCUCAGGUUAGGUGUCACUGGAUAUUGGUUCUUUAAUAGUGACUACCGCGUGUUCGACUUCGAAGCCGAGAGGGGCGUCGAGGGUGAGUUGAGAAUCGCGCAGCAGGAGAGGACUCUUGCCGGUGGUCUGGGACUCUCGUGGAAGGAUCCUGUUGCUCUUGGGGGUGAUCUACCCGAGGAGGAUCCUGAAACCGAUCCCAGUGCUACUUGA
Messenger RNA from Fusarium coffeatum, 684 nucleotides. RefSeq lists its product as uncharacterized. Lineage: Eukaryota; Fungi; Ascomycota; Sordariomycetes; Hypocreales; Nectriaceae. Gene Ontology annotation, molecular function: phosphatase activity. The record is from RefSeq and is a predicted model, not a curated record. Gene Ontology annotation, cellular component: cytoplasm. The transcript has 3 exons. The coding region runs from base 1 to 684 and encodes 227 amino acids.